AAAUGGGUGUAGUUUAUUCACGUAGUCAGCAGCGGGUACUUCCGGUGUGUGCGGAAACGCAAGAGUAGCUACUUCCGCGUUUAGCCCCCUCCGCCGAAACUGAGAAAUGACGGCCACUCUGCGUCCGUAUCUCAACGCCGUGCGCGCCACGCUGCAGGCCGCGCUCUGCCUGGAGAACUUCUCCUCUCAGGUGGUGGAAAGGCACAACAAGCCAGAGGUGGAAGUAAGGAGUAGCAAAGAGUUGCUCCUCCAACCUGUAAUCAUUAGUCGAAACGAAAAGGAGAAGGUUCUGAUCGAGGGCUCCAUCAACUCUGUGAGAGUGAGCAUCGCCGUCAAGCAGGCAGAUGAGAUCGAGAAGAUUCUGUGCCAUAAAUUCAUGCGUUUCAUGAUGAUGAGAGCGGAAAACUUCUUCAUCCUGAGGAGGAAACCCGUCGAAGGAUACGACAUCUCUUUCCUCAUCACCAACUUCCACACGGAGCAGAUGUACAAGCACAAACUAGUGGACUUUGUUAUUCAUUUCAUGGAAGAGAUCGACAAGGAGAUCAGUGAAAUGAAGCUGUCCGUCAACGCCAGGGCUCGCAUCGUCGCAGAAGAGUUCCUCAAAAAUUUCUGAGAGCGAGAGAGGACCUAAGCUCACAUUCCUUUUUGCAAUAUUGGCCGUCACUGUGGAGCCUUCAUGCGGCUGGGCAGAUCCUCGCUGGUGUUACCUGAGGGGAAAAGAUAAGAAGGAUGUGCAGGACGGUUGUGCAGGCCAACCGGGACUCUUCCCUUAACCCCCCAAACUUGUCCUGUGCUCAAAUUAUGGAUGUUUGUGCAUAAUAUUCCCAUCACACUUUCAGUUCUGCAGUUUAAAAUGUCCAAGGUCAACACAGCCUCUUUAGUAUUGAGCACAGGAUGAAACAAAUGUUUUUUUUUUGUUUGUUUUUUUAAAAAGAAAAGAUAAUUUAAAUGUUUUUAAAUAUAUUUACAGAUGUAUAUUAUAUGCACAUAAAUUUCAUCUUGUUUUAUUACCACAAACUUUGAACCAUGAGGGCAAUCAGUUACUUAACGUUUUAUUUCACAAGCACACUGAUGAUACAAAUUUAAAGAUCUGGCAAUUAAUAAAAAAAGAAAGUGUGUA
Molecule: messenger RNA, 1120 nt
Organism: Fundulus heteroclitus (mummichog)
Lineage: Eukaryota; Metazoa; Chordata; Actinopteri; Cyprinodontiformes; Fundulidae
Gene: arpc4
Product: actin related protein 2/3 complex, subunit 4
Exons: 6
Coding region: 107-613 (168 amino acids)
Biological process (GO): Arp2/3 complex-mediated actin nucleation; actin filament polymerization
Cellular component (GO): Arp2/3 protein complex; actin cytoskeleton
Molecular function (GO): actin filament binding
Source: RefSeq, a predicted model, not a curated record